UAUUUGUGGUCCAAAGCUUUACAAGGCUUGGUUCUAAGUGCAUUUUAUUGGGGAUAUUUUUGCACACAAAUUCUUGGUGGAUAUUUGGCGUUUCGUUAUGGUGCAAAAAUAGUAAUCGGUAUUUCUGGAGUAGCAUCCACACUGUUAACGUUUAUUUCACCAGUUGCCGCCGAUGCAAGCGUUUAUUUUUUCAUUGUUAUCCGAAUAGUGAUGGGUUUAUUCCAAGGUGUCAUCUAUCCGUCGCUGCACACAUUGCUCGGUCGUUGGACGCCACCAAAUGAAUCAAGUCUUCUGUGUGGUCUUGCAUAUUCCGGAAAUCAAAUAGGCAACGUGAUUAUAAUGCCGCUAUCAGCUGUUCUGUGCAAAUACGGCUUUGCUGGUGGCUGGCCGUCACUUUUCUACGUGGUUGGAAUUGUGGCCGUACUAUGGUGUGCCCUGUGGUUUUGGUAUGCAGCAGAUUCACCUGUAAAAAGUCGCUGGAUCUCAGCAUCCGAACGUAAAUAUAUCAUUGACUCACUCAAACGCUCCACAAUUGAUGAGACGAAACAAGUAUCAUUUUUGCCGUUCCAUUUGUGUGAAACUAGAGCAGUCUGA
Messenger RNA from Gongylonema pulchrum, 594 nucleotides. Lineage: Eukaryota; Metazoa; Nematoda; Chromadorea; Rhabditida; Gongylonematidae. The record is from the annotation of a GenBank genome assembly.